ACAAGAUGGCGGACAACUUUUCGAGAUUUGGUCGAGCUGGAGGCCGGAAGCCUCUGCCGGAGGAGCCUCCCUACACAGCGUAUGUGGGAAAUCUACCAGAGAGAGUGGUGCAAGCUGACAUCGAUGAAAUUUUCAACGGACUCAAUAUCCGCUCCAUCAGAUUGGUGAGAGACAAGGAAACCGAUCGUUUCAAGGGCUAUUGUUAUGUUGAGUUCGACAGCAGAGAUACCUUGGAGCGAGCUCUUGAUUACGACGAGGCCCAAGUCAAUGGGAAAGUUAUUAAAGUCGACAUAGCCGAUGGUCGGAGGAACGAUCGCGGAGGAAACCGUGGAGGACGCGGAGGCGAUCGCAGAGGCUUCCAAGACAACAGACCCCCAAACAGAGACAACCAAGGAUUCAAUCAAGGUGGCUAUGGGGACAGACUUCAAGGUCGAGGGGGCAAUGGUGGAUUCAGAGACAAUUUCGGAGGCUCCCGAGACAACUUCAGAGGCGACAUGGCCGCCAGUAGAGACUUCCAAGGUCCUGCCUGGGGUAUGCGCCGCGACCAACGGCGAAACAAUGGACCGCCCGACAACUUCGCCAGACAAGGAGAGUUCAAGGAGCCCACUCGUGAGGAUUCCGAGCUGAGACCGAAACUCAAGCUCGCCCCGAGGACAGUUGCUGCGCCUGUCGCCGAUAUAGCCGAUACGUCGACGAGGUCGAAAAUAUUCGGGGCUGCGAAACCACGUGAUGAAAAAGUCUAUGAGGGCAAAGUUCGACGAUCAUCCGAAUCAAGUGGCACUGGUUCUGUAUAUAAAGAGUAGAUUGAU
Messenger RNA from Galendromus occidentalis (western predatory mite), 809 nucleotides. Its product is annotated as eukaryotic translation initiation factor 4H. The transcript is spliced from 4 exons. The record is from RefSeq and is a predicted model, not a curated record. Bases 6 to 803 code for a protein of 265 amino acids. Gene Ontology annotation, molecular function: RNA binding. NCBI's taxonomy places the organism in Eukaryota, Metazoa, Arthropoda, Arachnida, Mesostigmata, Phytoseiidae.